Centruroides sculpturatus (bark scorpion) is the source of this 2731-nucleotide messenger RNA. Its product is annotated as toll-like receptor 6. Gene Ontology annotation, molecular function: protein binding. NCBI's taxonomy places the organism in Eukaryota, Metazoa, Arthropoda, Arachnida, Scorpiones, Buthidae. Gene Ontology annotation, cellular component: extracellular matrix. The transcript has 2 exons. The coding region runs from base 354 to 2480 and encodes 708 amino acids. The record is from RefSeq and is a predicted model, not a curated record.
GUCACGUGACAGAUGACCCACAAGCAGGUUCGCAUAGUGCACAUCUCUACGUCAAACUGACGUCAUUUUUUAUUCUCGCCCAUUGUAAAACUCAAGCGAUGACGUCAAUUUGACGUAUUUCAUACUUUCUAUGCCAGACGAACCGAGCCUACAUUCGGAAUGUUUAUUAUUAUUAUUUUUUAAGUUACUUCCGUCGCUUCCGUUUAGAUUCUAAGAACAAGUGGCCGGAUGUUAACGUAAUACUUUCUAGAUUUACUCAAUCUCUGGUUUUCCAAGGGGAUGCGGCUCUUAUAUAGAGAUGUUCAUUUCUCGAGACUUAAUAAACACGUCACACGUCUUUCUAUUUCGUUUCCAUGGGAACGCUGUUUAGAAAUGUCGUCAUGUCCGUCCACAGAGAAAUCCUCGUCCUGUCCGUGUUGAGCAUCUUGCCUUACGCGUCGUCGGACUGUUUAGAAUUUUGGAAGCAAUGGAGAACGUGCCCAUCCGAUUUAUUCGGAACAUUCUCCGACCUUUUGUGCUUCCAUCAUAUAAACAAUACCAAUCAAGCCGUAAUAACUAAAUCGUCUCCGAAACAAGCCGGAAUUGUUUGCCAUACGAACAAAUUUCCAAUCUCCCUCUUCAAUUGCUUACCGUUAGAGAAUACAACAUCCAUCAUAUUCACGAAUUGUCCGUUUCCGCGUGCUCCACUUCACCAGUUUUUCCACGACGAAACUUUACAGCAGUUAGAUAUAAACUUCAACAAAGUUCAGAAUCAGGAUCGCCCUCUGAUCAUCAAUGGGUACCCAGUCUUAGAAAUGAUUAAGCUGCAAACUAUUUAUACCAUGGAUUACUUUGAUUUGCAGCUCGGUAAUCUACCAUCUUUGCAGACGCUCAUUAUUUAUGUCUACAACUUCACAGAAAUGCCGAGAAAGCCAUUUCAGAAUGUUCCUCGACUUCACCAAUUGUUGAUAUCGGAAGGCCCACUGGAGACUCUACCUGAUGAUUUCUUUCACGGGAUUACAAACUUCACAGAGAUAGAUCUAAGCGUGAACCGCUUGAAAAACUUCCAAGCUGCACUGUUGAAAGAUGCAUCUAAUUUAAUUAGGCUCAAUUUAUCACACAAUUACUUGACAGAAUUAGAUCGAGAAGUGUUUCAACCAACGAAAAACCUUGAGCAUUUGUAUCUCGAUAACAACAGGAUAACGGCGCUACCUGAAGACAUCUUCAGAACAUUAAUUAGCUUAAAAUUUCUUACGUUGAACAAUAAUAAUAUCUCGGAGUUACACGAGAACACCUUUCAUUAUCUGAGAAAUCUCCAGAUACUUUCACUGGAGCGUAACAACAUUGAAAGUUUACGUGAAAACCUCUUUGCAAAUUCGGGAUCAUUGAUUUGGCUGGAUUUACAACACAACAGAAUCAGAACACUGCCAAAAAACAUGUUUAAACACCAAACAAUUCUUCACCAUCUCGAUCUCUCGGACAAUCAAAUUACAGAAUUUAACUCUCUCACCCCAUUUGGCUUCAGUAAUUAUCUCUUUAGAGUGAAUAUAUCCAGAAAUCGACUGAAAGAGGUGCCAAAUAUUACGUGGCAGGUGUAUAACAUCAGCAGUAUCGAUCUCAGCCAUAACUCUAUAAGCAGUUUAACCUUCCCGGAAGGGUUGUUCCAAGACUGUGUUCUAGAUCUUCGAUAUAACCAAGUCCAUUCGGUCCCGGACACAAUGGGCCUGCCCCCAGAUCACGUCUUUUCGUAUCGUAUUUUCGUAGAAGGUAAUCCAUUUAAGUGCAAUUGUACUUUGUCGACAUUUGUGAAGGCUCUUCGGGUGCUUCCCAUACGAGACAAGGAGGCGUUGGAAUGCGAUGCACCGUGGUUUCAUAAAUACGAAAAAGUGCUAACGUUAAACGAAGAAAGCCUUUGCUUAAAUGAUAUUCUAUGCCCCGUGGGUUGCGAAUGCGCAAAAAUGAGGAGUGGCGAAGUACACAUCAAUUGUAGCAAUGUUGCAAGAACACACACGCCCACGAAUCUUCCAGCACUCACAACAUCUCUUAACCUAGAUAACAAUUCCAUUGCAGAGGUGUCACUCACAGGGUCUUGGUCAGAAUUGAAGCAUUUGAGCCUCAGUAAUAAUUUAUUGUUUUCUUUAAACGAAUUCAUUCCCCCGCGUGCCUUAAAAACACUAGCAGUUGACGGUAACAGGCUUUCGGAUUUACCACAGUCUCUGAUGGAUCACGUUGAAGCGAUAGAGGAUUUUAAAAUAUAUUUGGCAGACAAUGCCUGGAUGUGUAAUUGCCACGCGAUAUCUCUGAAGAAGUGGUUUAUGAGGAAUUUACCGAAAAUACAGGAUUCCAUGAGAACUUAUUGUUUAAAUAAUCUCUUAACUGGAGAACGCUCCUUACUAGUCGAGACUCGAGUAGAAGAAUUCAUCUGUUCGUCUUCUGUUCGAAACACCAAAUCGUUGUUGUUGUUGUUUAUUACAGUUUUUAUAUUAUUGUUGUGUAAAUAACUGUUUAUAAAUUUUAUUAAAGAUUUUUCGUUAUUUAAGAGGAAACAUUCUUAACGCAAAAUUCACAUCUCGAUUUUUGACACGUGCGGUUUUCUCAGGAAUGCAAAAUUUGAGUGUAGAAACAAUAUAAGUUUUAGUUACAAUAUCUGUCACUGGGUGGCACUGCUUAAAGGAGGCAAACUCUUGCGUGACAUCACAGAAGCAACCGGUGACGUACAAAAACAGAAGAGAUACACGAAAAGAGCUGGGGU